Messenger RNA from Rhododendron vialii, 2179 nucleotides. RefSeq names its product galactan beta-1,4-galactosyltransferase GALS3-like. The record is from RefSeq and is a predicted model, not a curated record. The transcript is spliced from 2 exons. The coding region runs from base 350 to 1924 and encodes 524 amino acids. Lineage: Eukaryota; Viridiplantae; Streptophyta; Magnoliopsida; Ericales; Ericaceae.
GCACAUGCCUCCCUUCCCCACCAGUUCUCUUGAAAUUAGGAAGGAAAUUACUCUUCUCUACCGACAUUUCCUAAUUUCCUUUCCCUUCUCCGUUCCAUUCUGAAUUCACAUCCCCACUCUCCGAUUAUAACUCUAAAAUUACCUAAUUUCUUAUCACAUUUCCCUCCCUCCUCUUAAUAAUAAUGUGUCCUGGACAAAACACUAAUUAAUCAUUGCUUGCAUUAAGAAACAGAACCCCCCUCCCCCCCACUGGAGCAGAGAGAGAGAGAGAACUUGUUCUGCUGCUUGUCGUUGUUGAAUCUUUUGAUUCUCUCUCUCUCUCUCUCUCUCUCAAAUUACUACUACUCUAAUGGCUAAAGAAAGAGAGAAAGAGAAGAAGAUGUUCGUAGGAGUAUCCUGGAACUGUGCAGCUGAGCUCAAGUUCCUCAUCACGGCCCUCCUUUUCGUCUGCUCUCUCGUCACCGUCCUCCAAUUCCUCCCUCCUCGCUUCUCUCUCUCCUCCCCCGACCUCCGCGCCUGCGUCCCCGACAUCUCCACCGCAGCCGCCGCCGCCGUCUCCAACUCCACCGCCGCCGCCGGGGCUCCCAACUCCACGAAAACCACCGCGGAUGCGGCGGCAGUCAAUUUAUCCCCACCACCGCUUCCCCCGCCGACCACGCCGACGCCGCCGCCGCCGCGUCAGCAGGACGAGGUACUCCAAGGAGGCAUUAUUAAAAGGAGCUUCAACACGUACGGCGCCGCUUCGUACAACUUCGUCCUGAUGAGCGCUUACAGAGGGGGGCUCAACACCUUCGCGGUCAUGGGCUUGUCCUCGAAGCCCCUCCACGUGUACGGCAACCCUUCCUACCAAUGCCGGUGGAUCUCACACAACUCCACCGUCCCCACCGCAACCGCCGCAGGCUAUAAAAUCCUCCCCGACUGGGGCUACGGCCGCAUCUACACCGUCGUGGUCGUCAACUGCACCUUCCCCUCCCCCGUCGGCCUCGACGGCCUCGGCGGCGGAACCCUCCUCCUCCUCGCCUCCACCAACGGCGGCGGCGACGGAAGCUCCAACACUACCGACACCAUCCCAGCCCUAACCGAAAAACCCCAAACUCUGCACCCUAACUACUUCACCUCCCCGCCCAAGUACGAUUACUUAUACUGCGGCUCGUGCUUGUACGGAGGCUUAAGUCCACAGCGGAUUCGCGAGUGGUUGGCUUACCAUAUCAGGCUGUUCGGCGAGCGGUCGCAUUUCGUGAUCCACGACGCCGGCGGCCUCCACGGGGAGGUCAUGGAGGUGCUGAAACCGUGGAUGGAGAAGGGGUACGUGACGGUGCAGGACAUAAAGGAGCAGGAGAGGUUUGACGGGUACUACCACAACCAGUUCCUUAUAGUGAACGAUUGUUUGCAUAGGUACAGGUUCGAUGCCAAGUGGAUGUUCUUCUUCGACGUGGAUGAGUUCGUUUUCGUGCCGCGGAGGAAUAAUAUCAAGGCGGUCAUGGAUUCGUUGUCCGGGUAUACGCAGUUUACGAUUGAACAGAUGACCAUGUCGAACAAGCUCUGCCUGUCCGAUGACGCCGGUGUAGCUCACAAGAAGUGGGGAUUCGAGAAGCUAGUUUACAAGGAUGUGAAGAGAGGAAUAAGGAGAGAUAGAAAGUACGCGGUGCAACCGCGCAAUGUAUAUGCGACGGGGGUGCACAUGUCCCAGAACGUAGCCGGGAAAACAACACACAAGACCGAGGGUCGUAUUAAGUACUUCCAUUACCACGGGACCAUAGCCGACCGCCGGGAGCCAUGCCGGGAGUUUGUCAACACCACAUAUCUCACCAGCGAAGAUGGAAUCCCGUAUGUUCUGGACAACACGAUGCGACGCGCCGCUGGAAAUGUUAAGAAAUUCGAGCUCAGAAUGAUUGGACCCAGGUUAAAAGGAACGCGGCAAUGACAGACCCCUUCAUUUUCAUUCAUUCCUUUCUUUCUUUCUCCUCUUCUCAUGUAAUAGUUUCUCUCUCCCUCUCUUUAUUCCACGGUCGCCGGGGGUUUCCCAUUGAUUUUUUUUUUUUUUUUUAAAUCAUGUAUAAUAGCUUUUUCUUUUCUUUUUUUUUAAAUUCUUCUUCUCCAUUGCUUAGAAGAAAUAGAGACAGAGACGCGGGUAACGGGUGGUUGAUUUUAUUUGGUAUAUAUAUGAGCUUCGGAAUAA